Prorocentrum cordatum is the source of this 633-nucleotide messenger RNA. Lineage: Eukaryota; Dinophyceae; Prorocentrales; Prorocentraceae. The record is from the annotation of a GenBank genome assembly.
AUGAUUGAUCAGGAGUUCUGCGAUGACGGCUACGGCAUUGGGCAUUACGUGGACGGGGGCGACGGGGCGAAGGAGGAGCAGGAGGCCAUCAUUGACCUUAUGCGCUUCGAUGACGGCUACGACUUGGGGCACUACACGGGGCUCCGGUGGCGGCUGCGGCGGUGCGGCUCGGGUGGCGGCGGCGCUGGUGGGGGCGUCGGCGGCUGGCGGAUGUGCAUGGCGACUCUCUGUAUGAUGAUGGUGCUUCGCUGCAGGGCUGAUUCGUUAUCGUGGACAGGCAAGAUGAUGAGGUUCGCAUUGGACUCGAUGUGUGUGCAGAACUGGGUGGCGAGCUUCUCCGACCUGAGGGUGACGACCGUCUUCGGUAUUAUGGUCCCUAUCAGACGUUUGCCUGCGCGGGCGACGUUCGCCGUGCCGACCCUCGAGGUGCGGAUCUUCCUGUGGUGCAAGAUAGUGAUCGUCCAGUGGGUCGGCAACAUGAUGAUCGCGAUCGGACGGCUCUUGGUGGAGUACGUGGCGCAAGGGAUGGUGUUUUGCAUCGCCUCUCUUCGGUCCCUCAGCGUGUUGCUUCUCGUUGCUUGCUCUUCGACUUGCCUGCGGCGGUCCAGGAAGAGGACGCCCGCGUUUACUUAG